This is a messenger RNA of Wasmannia auropunctata (little fire ant), 1067 nucleotides long. RefSeq lists its product as uncharacterized. The coding region runs from base 300 to 1064 and encodes 254 amino acids. NCBI's taxonomy places the organism in Eukaryota, Metazoa, Arthropoda, Insecta, Hymenoptera, Formicidae. The record is from RefSeq and is a predicted model, not a curated record. The transcript has 5 exons.
UUUAGAUGUCAUUUAUUCUUUAAAUAGAUCGAUUCACUUACUUGUGAUAAACAUUUAACUAUAUAGUAUCUACUGAAUGCAGCUAUUUUUCACACAUGUUAACAAUUGUUUUCCAUAAUAUCCCACUAUAAUACAAUCAUAACCCAAACUAUCAUACAAAAUUUCGGCAUCCAAAAUGUUUUGAUACAUUAAAUCCUUUUGGAAAGGAAUAACAUAAAUAUGAAUCACAAAGAGAUGCAUUUGGUAACAAAAUUAAUAAGUAAUGAGAAACACAUGGAGUAAGAGAUACUUUUGUAAUUAUGUCUUUACCACCACUAUUUAGCUACCACUUUCCGUCAUACGUGAAAAACUGUUUUAAUAAUGAAGUAUAUAUAUUGUGGUAUCACCCCGAAUUUACGCAAAGCCGUUAUCCACCAGGACAAAAAAUAAGCGAAGCCUGUACACUUAUAUGUUUGCUUGUGGCUGUACAAAUAUCAAGAGAAAAUCUGUCAAUUUAUGACAUAGAAAAUUGUCCGAGAUUAAAUAUUAUUGUGGCAAAGGCGAUGAUAGAGGGUAAUGCGACUCAUGCAUGGCUUAUUAAGAAAAGGCUUAUAUCACAUCCAUACUUGAAUACCGAAGAUGCUUUAAAGCAUGGGGGCCAGAGUUUAAAUAUAUUAAAAGAAUGGUUCAAUAUCUUUAACGAGGAGAUAGGGACAAGCCUAUACAAAAAUAUAAAUGUAUUUUUACAUGAAUGGUACAAAAUUCCAAAAUCUCACACCUUGUUUAUGCUACUAAUCACAUGCGGACGUACUAUAUUAUUUAUAUUUCAAGAAAGUACCAAUAAGGUCACUUUGUUCGAUUCGCACAGUCACACUACAGUCGAUCACUCAAAUCAUGGAUUAGUCAUAGCUCAGACGACUAUUGAUAGAUUGGAAUCAUUAUGCAACUGGUAUAUUCAGGAUGUAUUAAAGAAUUGUUACAAUAUACAAGCUAAUAAGUACGAAUUAGCCUUCUUAUAUUCUUGUGAUACACAAUGCAAUGGCUAUAAUAGGAUUUGCAAAUGUAAAAAAUCUUGUAAAAUGUAAUAA